Chondrus crispus (carragheen) is the source of this 402-nucleotide messenger RNA. RefSeq lists its product as hypothetical. The record is from RefSeq and is a predicted model, not a curated record. The transcript has a single exon. NCBI's taxonomy places the organism in Eukaryota, Rhodophyta, Florideophyceae, Gigartinales, Gigartinaceae. The coding region runs from base 1 to 402 and encodes 133 amino acids.
AUGAGACGAAGGCCCUGCCGUCAAACUACCUCGUCUGAAAGUAUGGCAUCCAAUAUCGCAAUGGAAGCUUCAAGCAGAACCACUUUCGUCUCUUCAUUUUCGCCGUCACACGUUCAACUUACCAGAAAGCCUACGUUCACGUCGCCUCCUCAUCGUCCACAGCCGUCAUGUCGCCAAACUACUGCACUGAUGCGAAGCUGGCGUGCUGUUAUGACACCUGAAACUAAAGAGAGAACAAAAACGCCCGAAGACAUUGGAAAUCCUAUCCCCCUCCCUGAGGAACAACAAAGCACUCGCAUGUUUUCCAAUAUUGAACCUGGCAAGGAUGGGUCCUUUUUGCGUGUACCUCCUUCUGAACUAGGAUGCGCUGCUUUGAUAGCGGUAUGUCAGACGCUCUCUUGA